CAGCAGGCCUGAAUGUUGAAAAUGUUUUGCUAAACUGGGUAAACUCAAUGAUUAAAUCCCAUUGUAACUCUUACACAAAAUAUAUUGCCUCAAAUAGCUAUAAAGAAUCAAAUAGGUCUUCUGUUAAGAACUAUAGUAGCCGGGUGCAAACUUAUAUUGAAAGUGAGAAAAAGAAAGCAGAAGAGAAACGAGCUGAAGAAAUUCAGAGGAUACAGGACGAGGCUACCACCAAGACUCUUCAGAGAGAAGCCCAGAAGCUUAGAUUAGAGACUGACAAUAAAUUUGAUGUUCUUUAUCACCAUGCUAAAUGUACAGACAAGGUCAAGGCAUGAGCUAGGUGUAAAUAUCUUGAGGAAAGGAAGAAGAAUGAAAGUGCCACCUCUAAAUCUCAGGAAAGAAUGAACGAACUAAAGCAUCUGCAUUUGGGUGUCGAUCUCCUAGACCAGAAGAAGAAAGAACUUGCUCUAAAUGGAUCUACCUUGUUCUUUAAAGAUAGUGUGUAUAAGCCCCUUGAAUAUCUUGAUGCAAUUGUAGAGAGGGACUACAGUACCUUACUACUUGUCCUUUCCUUCUUGUUGCCAGAGUUGUUCAUAGAUUUACUCCCAAAGAAGGAAUGGAGAAGCAAAAGUGUAUUCAGGCCAAAUUUAUUUACCCUAAAAUAUGAAGAUGUCAUUGUUAUGAGAGAGGAUAUUGAGUUUCUCCCUAAAUAUGUUAAGCUCAAGUUCUUGUACCAAGUCAUUAAGAAAUUUGAUCUCAAAGUGUUCCAAAAAGAUUACAAUAUUUCAGGCGAGGAUCCAGAAGAGCCUGAUAUAGAAAGUAGCGAUUCUGGAGAAGAUCAAGAUUAUUUCGAAGAGAAGUACGAAGAACUUUCAGAGUUCUUCAAGAACAGCUCUGUGUUCUAUUUUACUCUUCUCCACAAGUUAUUUACAAGUAAAUACAAUUGUCUGAAUCUGGAUGAUCAAGAAAUUUCCUUCAUGGAAGAGACAAAAGAGGAAGUUUCUGGCACUCCAAAGAAAAGGUGUUUGACUGACUACCAAGGACUUGUCACAUCGAAUAUCACAAUGUCCAACUGCAUGAUGAAUCAAAAACAACUCCAAAAGCCUUUAACAACAAUAAGGCAAGAGAAGGCAUUCUAUCAACUAGAGAUGGACCAGUCUCUUAUUGACAGGAUAAACGAGAGUACAUCUUCUCAAUGUAAUUUUAACAAUGAGACUAUUGAGAAGAUAUGCAAGGUGUUCACAUACUUGGCCGAUAACCCUGAGUCUUACUCACAGUUAUACCAGCUGGCUGUUGACCAGAGUACUCAAGUGUAGAAAGCUUAUUAGAGCAUGGGUCUGAUCAUAAUUGGUCUUUGAGGCAGAAGCAUCAGUAGUAUGUUUUGCAACAUUGGUUACUGAAUACUGAUGUAUCAGCUUAGAUAUGCUUUCAGACCACGUUUUAGAUUUAAACAUAAGUUUCCA
Messenger RNA from Moneuplotes crassus, 1460 nucleotides. The record is from the annotation of a GenBank genome assembly. NCBI's taxonomy places the organism in Eukaryota, Ciliophora, Spirotrichea, Euplotida, Euplotidae.